AUGUCGAGCGCGAAAGAAAAGUUCAUCGGCAAGGAUGUCCAGCCGAAAGUCGGCAUGCGCGUCUCGAUGGCAACCCCAUUCAGACAGCAUGGCAUCGGAACCAUCUUCGAAGUGGGAUCUCAAGAUGUCGCUGUGGUGUGGGAUGGAGGAAGGAUCGAUCGGAUCCUUACCUCCGCUACGAAGCCUGGCGAGCUGACUCUGAUCGAGUCGAAGCAAGAUGGGUCAACUUACGUCCGGACGAGAUCGCACGCGGACGAAGAGUUUGAGUCCCUCCUGACCAACGAAACUCUGGGCUACCUGGCAGAGGAGUUGCAGGAUGAUCUUGAGCGUGCUGAGGAAAAAACUUCCCUGCUCCGAGCGAUCGAGAACGAGGCAAGGAGGAAGACUGAGCAAGAAAUCUCCGAGCUCAAGAAGGAUCUAGAGACAGAGAAGGACAAGAAUGAUAAGUUGACGAAAGAAGUACAAAACCUCAACGACACUCUUCGAUCCCUUCAAGCGAGCCAUGCUCAAGAGCUUCUAAGGUUGAAGGCUGAGUGCGAUUCACAACUUCGGUCGCUGCGCGAUGCCCGUGAUGAGGCUGUUGCUGCGAAGACUAAGGCCGAUCAAGAUCGUGCCAUUGCCGAAGCUCUGAGAUCCGAGGCUGAAAGAACAGUUGCGGAGAUGAAGCUACUGGUAGCUGAGGCUGAGAAGAGAGCUCAGCUUGAGAGUUCGUUGAGGCUCGAGGCCGAUGAUCUCAAGAGCCUUGCCGAACAAGUAAAAGAUUAUGAGAUGAGAUGCGACGGAAUUCUUGUGAUGUCGACAUGGCAGGCAAAGAUGAUCGCUGAAAGGAAUGCAGAGGCUGCACAGGUCGCAACAGCAAAGGCCAUCGAUCAGCUGAAACAAGCUGAAAUCAAGGCUGAGAUUGCCGAGCGUAACAAAAUCCAAGCUAUGACUGAGAAGGAGAUCGCAGAAAGGGGAAGGCUCAGAUGCGAGGUGAUGGCAACAGCAGAAGCUAAGGCAAGAAGGAUGGCAGAGAAAGACUGCGAGGUGAAGACAAAGGAAGAAAAUGCUGUGGAGAUGGCCAAGCACGCAAAUCUUGAGAAAGCCAUGGCAAACGAACAAGCAGAAAAAGCAGUGCAAGUGAGGAACAACAAGUUUGUGUGGAUUGACGCUACUCACCAUCACUUCUUUGCACAGUUCGAAGAGCUGGCUCGUCAAGCUCAACAGCUUCAGAAAGCAGCUGAAAUCUACGCUGAAGAAUGUCUUGAGAAAGAGAGAAAGUCGAAGCUGGUAGCUGCAGAAGCCGACGGACUGCGUUCGCUAGCUGAGUCGGCUAGACUGAUUGCGGAGAACGAUAAAGAACGAGCUCUUCUUCAGUGUUUGACCGAAGCCAAAGCCCGGAAGUUGGCGGAAGAGGAGAGCAAGAGGGCUGAAGACUCGAGAUGCGAAGCUGAGAAGUUGGCUCGAGCUGCAGAGAAUGAGAAAAACAACUUGAUCAUCACUUGUCAAGCUGCUGAAGCAAGCAAGGCCGCUGCUGAAGAAGUAGCAAGCCAAGCAAACAAGGACAAGCAAGCCGCGAUCAUGGCGGCGAGCGAAGCACGCAAGCUUGCCGACAUCGCAAAUUUGGAAGUCGAGAAGGCUCGCAGCGCAGCAGCAGAGGCAAAGUCGCUUGCACUGCAAGCAGAGAACCGAGCGCAAGAGGCGCUUAACGAACUUGCGAACAAAGAGAACGCAAUGAAGAGAGCAGAAGCUGUCGCAGCCGCUGAAGCGAAAGCUCGCAAGAUUGCGGAAGAGAAUGCCCAGCAGGCGGCAGAGCUGUCAAAGGCGGCCAAGCAAGAGGCUGAAAACGCGAAUGAAAGAGCUCGAGAGUCUGAGAGAGCAAAACAACAAGAGAUUGAUCUGAGACAAAAAGCGGAAGCUCAGAAGACUGAGUUUGCGAUGAUCAGCGAAAAUGCGCGAGCAGCGCAGAAGGCAGCAGAGCUUGAGAGAUCUCUUGCAGAUGAAAGGGCGAUGAAAGCUCAACAAGAAGCUCAAGACGCGAAGAUCGCGAAGAUGGAAGCAGAGGCGCUCACUGCUCAGGCUAUGCAGGAGAAGCAUGAGGCCGAGAUCGAAGCGUUCGAGGCCAUCCAGAUGUGA
This is a messenger RNA of Guillardia theta CCMP2712, 2115 nucleotides long. RefSeq lists its product as hypothetical. The transcript has 28 exons. Lineage: Eukaryota; Cryptophyceae; Pyrenomonadales; Geminigeraceae. The record is from RefSeq and is a predicted model, not a curated record. Bases 1 to 2115 code for a protein of 704 amino acids.